Messenger RNA from Ictalurus punctatus (channel catfish), 3797 nucleotides. Its product is annotated as piwi-like protein 1. Gene Ontology annotation, cellular component: P granule. Gene Ontology annotation, molecular function: piRNA binding. The transcript is spliced from 9 exons. Bases 417 to 1223 code for a protein of 268 amino acids. The record is from RefSeq and is a predicted model, not a curated record. NCBI's taxonomy places the organism in Eukaryota, Metazoa, Chordata, Actinopteri, Siluriformes, Ictaluridae. Gene Ontology annotation, biological process: regulatory ncRNA-mediated gene silencing.
UCGUGUUUAAGAAGAAGAGAAUAAUGAAGCUUUUUAUGAAAUAAUAUUUGGGUUUAUUUUGUUUUAUUUUCUCCUCACAGACUCACAUUUACGUCAACGUCCGUUACGUUGGUGACGUCACCGCGAGCGCGAGAAGUCGAAGUCGAAGUGAAGAGCAGAAAGCAGUGUUAAUGUGUAUCAGUAUGAAGCAGGCGGUGAUGGCGCACUGAUUCACUCUCGGAGCCCGGUUCACUAAUGACCGAAUCAUCGAGGAACCGACCAAAGAUAACUCGCACCCGCACGGAGAACAACAACAAGACGAGAAGAAGUCUGACUGAUAAGAUGCGCACGACUUUAACAUCAUGAAGGACCUUUCCACUCACACCAGACUGACCCCAGAACAGUGAGAGAACCGCCUCAACAGAUUCAUCAACAACAUGAGCAGGAAUGCCAGUGUUCAGACUACACUCAGCACAUGGGGUCUAAGCUUUGAGAACGAGCUGCUGAAUCUGACUGGAAGAGUUCUUCCUGCUGAGAGGAUCCUACAGGGAGCGAGAGCAUACGAGUACAACCCAUGUGACGCGGAUUGGUCUAAAGAGAUGCGAGGUCUUCCUCUGAUGACCAGCAUGCCUCUGUUGAUCUGGCUGCUGUCCCAUACGCGCCGUAACGCUGACGUCGCUCACUCACUGCUGCAGACCCUCAACAAAGUGCCCGUGGGCAUCCAUUUUCAGAGGCCGGGAAUGAUGGAGUACGAUGAUCGACAGGAGGCUCUGCUGAGAGCUCUGCAGCAGAGAGCGGUGCAACAGGUUCAGAUGUCGUUUCACCCCACACAGUCCCUGAGUGUGGACUGUCCCACUCCAAGCCAGUGUGUGGUGGCUCACACCCUCAGCAGACCUCAGACCCUCAUGACCAUAGCCCCAAAGAUCUCCUUGCAGAUGAACUGGAAGAUGGAAGGAGAGCCGUGGAGCGUUGAGAUCCCGUUGAAGCACCUGAUGUUGGUAUCGACUGCUACCACGACAGUGCCGCAGGAAAGAGAUCCAUCGGUGCACUGGUGGCCAGCCUCAACCCGGGCAUGUCCAGCUGCGCUGAAGGCCUACUUCAAAUACAACGAAUGUUUGCCGUCACGCAUCAUGGUGUAUCGAGACGGCGUGGGCGACGGCGUGCUGCUGAGCGUAGUCAACUAUGAAGUGCCUCAGUUCACGCAGUCCAUCAAGGCCAUGGGUGAAGAUUACGCGUCUUUCUGAUCGCAGCUUCAGGUUGUGAUCGGGGCGUUAUAAACGCUGAUGGCUUGAUUCGUCAGGUACAACUUCUUCCUCGUGAGUCACAAAGUGCGCUUCAGCAGUGUGGCCCCCACUCACUACAACGUGGUGUACGACAGCAGUGUCCUCAAACCAGACCACAUGCAGAGACUCACCUACAAACUCUGCCACCUGUAUUACAACUGGCAGGUAAAAGCCACACACACACACACGUGUUCAUACAAGCCCGCUUUCUACACAACCCCAGAUCAUGCUGAUUGAUGAUGUAAGGAUUGAGGAUGUGGUCAUUUUCUUUAAUCGCACGUCUAUCAUUAGAGAAUCCGCAUCGUGUGAUCAAAAACGGAGAACGCGCAUGAAUUUGUUACAGAAUUUGUCCAAGAUUUUAUUGGGAAUGUUUCGUACAGUGUUGACGAUCUAAAUAGCUUAAUUUAGCUUAAAACCAUGUAAUUGCAGGGUUAAAGAUACGAGCUAUACGAGAUCAAGCCUGUGAUCAGAGCGUCCGUAUGAUCUAUGUUUACAAAACCGCAAGAACGGAAGCGAAAUGCUAUCAAACAAGUCAGAGUUAAUGUAUUGUUCUGAUGACUGAAGGAAAAUUUUACUUAACGGUUCUGUCUUAAGGGUGAGCUGAGGUUGUGUAUAAUCAGUUUAGUAGAGAGAGAGAGAUAGAGUGAGUGAUGUAGAAAAAAGGAAAUAAAGAAUUAACAGGUGCUGUGAAUUGAGGAUGUGUAGAAAAAAAGUAUAUUUAAAGCAGAUGAAUGAGUGUAUUAGAAGCCGGGAAAGGUGAGGUUUCCUUCACGUGUUUCCUGGAGGAUGCAGUAGAGGUGUGUGUGAUUCCAUAUAUUAUAUUAUGUUUUAUAUAUAUACACACAUACACACACACACACACACACACACACACACAUACAUAUAUACAUACGGUUGUGUGGUUUUAGAAACAUCUGGGACUUGAAUAUUCAGUGUGCACAUGAUAGAUGUGCUAUAUAUUGUAAUUUAGAAACAGGUGGAUUACACUAAUUUUACACUAAAUAUGAAACUUAUUCACUUCGACUGAACAUUAAAUGAAUCUCAGAACUGAGACAGUAUUAAACAGUCAGUAACAGAGGCCCCUGUGAGAAUCAGAACCUCAGCUUUAAUCAGUGUUGUGGAAUGUGAUAUGAUCAAAUCAACAAGUUAGUAACCGGUUUAUGACGGUCGUGAGUGUGGCUCUGUGACAUUUAACACCUUCAGCAAGACUUUAACGCGAACACGCUUUAAACCGGUAUUUCCCGUCGCAGCACGCGCACAAGUUUGUUUAAGAUUAGCACGCGCACACUUAUAAUAUUGUCACUACAGAGCCCAUGGAAAUUAAUGCUACUUUUAAAUGGUUUUACUCUUCACCUUAUAAAUCUGAAUUUCCUGCAGACGAUACUAAAGUGAAUGCAUUUCUUCAAGACCUUUGUAACCCUGUUAUUGAUUCGAAUACUGCCAUGCAACUGGACUCCCCACUCUCUUGAAGAAAUUUGAAUUCAGUUAAAACUAUGCAGUGCAACAAAGCUCCUGGCCCGGAUGGGUUCCGAUUAAAUUGUUUAAAGCAUCUAUUGGAAAAUUAGCUCCAUUGCUUUUAUCUGUGUUCAACGAAUCCUUGGAAUGUGGGUCUUUGCCUCCAACUCUGACACAAGCCACUAUAGCUCUGCUUCUUAAGGAGGGUAAGGAUCCAUCCUCCUGUGGUUCUUAUAGGCCGCUGUCUCUGCUUAAUGCAGAUGUAAAGGUGUUGGCGAAUGUAAUGGUAUCUCGUUUAGAGAACGUUAUCCCUUAUAUCUGAAGAGCAAACCGGUUUUAUAAAGGGACAUCAGUUGUUUCUCAAUACACGUACGCUCUAUAAAUUAUUCAAAGCAUUCGACUGAGAUUGUGAUUUCUUUAGAUGCUGAAAAAGCAUUUGACAGGGUUGAGUGGCUUCAAUCCACAUCAGAGAGGAAUGAUUUCUAGGAUUUAUGAUUUUAUUCUGGCGUUAGGUAGUGAGUCGAGUACCAAAAUUAAGAAUGCGUGGGAAAUGGAGUUAGGAGUACAGAUAAGUGAGGGGUGUUGGGAACGUGCUAUAGGGAGGGUACAGUCUACCACUUCCUGUGCUCAUCUUGGACUCAUCCAGUUCAAAGUUUUACACAGAGUCCAUUUGUUAAAGUCGAGACUUUCUGUGAUGUAUCCAGACGUAGAGGACAAGUGUGAUAAAUGCCAUGGCUCUCCCUGUCAUCUUGGACAUAUGUUUUUCUUUUGCCCUGAUCUCCAUGGUUUUUGGACUGGUUUCUUUACUGUCAUGUCCAUUAUUGUCAGAGUAGAUUUAAAUCCUUGCCCACUCAUUACUAUAUUUGGGAUUCCUGAUGCCUCAGUUCUAUUACGCUGUGUACAAAAAGAUAUUAUCACUUUCACAUCCCUUAUAGCAAGACGUUCCUGCGACUGGUUCAUGUAAAUAACUCGUACAGUCAGGCAGGUGUUGGUUGUUUAAAGAAACCUUUUAUUUAACAAAAACCAAAAUAAAAAUCGGCCCCUCAAAUCUUCCACCUCCUUCUGAAAAGACAGACGAAA